ACUGGGGCCCCGGCCCCGCACGGCCGCCGCCGCCGCCGCGAUGGCCCAGCAGCAGAUGACCAGCUCGCAAAAGGCUCUGAUGCUCGAACUGAAAUCCCUGCAGGAGGAGCCGGUGGAGGGCUUCCGGAUCACCCUGGUGGAUGAGUCCGACCUCUACAACUGGGAGGUGGCCAUCUUCGGACCCCCCAAUACCCUCUACGAAGGCGGCUACUUCAAGGCACAUAUUAAAUUUCCUAUUGACUACCCAUAUUCUCCACCUACCUUCAGAUUCUUGACCAAAAUGUGGCACCCCAACAUUUAUGAGAAUGGAGAUGUAUGCAUUUCAAUUCUUCAUCCGCCGGUAGAUGACCCACAGAGUGGAGAACUGCCCUCUGAAAGGUGGAACCCAACUCAGAAUGUGAGGACUAUCCUGUUAAGUGUAAUCUCACUGCUUAAUGAGCCCAACACCUUCUCCCCAGCCAAUGUGGAUGCUUCAGUUAUGUUCAGGAAAUGGAGGGACAGUAAAGGAAAAGACAAAGAAUAUGCUGAAAUCAUUAGGAAACAGGUUUCAGCCACUAAGGCUGAAGCAGAAAAAGAUGGAGUGAAGGUCCCCACAACUCUGGCGGAAUACUGCAUCAAAACUAAAGUGCCUUCCAAUGACAACAGCUCAGAUUUACUUUAUGACGACUUGUACGACGACGACAUUGAUGAUGAAGAUGAGGAGGAGGAAGAUGCUGAUUGCUAUGAUGAUGAUGAUUCUGGGAAUGAAGAGUCGUGACGUGUUCCUUCAGUGCCCCUGUACUGCCCUGCCGUCUCAGGCCAAAGGGAGGGGAGCAAGUAGGGACCUAGCAGUGGCCCCUCAGCAAAAACUCAUUCACAGGGGGGUGGGGAAAACAAACAGCUCCUGCUGACUCCCCUUGAGGAUCUCAGCUUGCUCCUUUUUAUGGACCGAUAAUGGAAAGUAACCAACCCUCCACAGAAUGUCUGAAUUCUUGCAUUUGUUACCCUUCCAUCACUGUAUUGAUUCUUUUUGAAAAAACAAAAAACAAAGCAAAACAAAACAAAAAACACCACCACCCAAACUCCCACCUCACUUCAUCUCUAUUGAAUGUUCACAGCAAAACACCUUUGUCUGUUUUUAGAAUCCUGAAGACUUAGUCUAAGACAUUUAAUGUGUUUAAAGCUGGGAACCCACUGGGAGUUCACAAGUGCUGCAUAUACUGGGUAGCAAAAGAAAAUGGGGGAGCGGGGAAACAAAAAAGGAAAAAACCCAAAAACAGACUUUAAAAAAAGCAAAUUUGCCAAGGUUUAGCUGCUCAUUUACAUUAGUGCGUGUGCAUUUGUUCAGCCCAUGGCAGUCAAUUUGUUUCUGUCCCUUUCUAGGGCUGGGGGAUACAGUGGGCACCAGGGACUUGACUUCUUGCUAAGCCUGAUGAAAUGUGCUUCUGCCUCCAUGAAAUGGUCCUAACAAGGAGGCCUCAGCUACUCUGAGAGAAAGCAGAUUUUGUUUUUUGAAAUCCAUUGGGAUCUAAAGCCUGAAAUAAAUAUUCAUACUUUACAUAGAA
Messenger RNA from Jaculus jaculus (lesser Egyptian jerboa), 1544 nucleotides. It is a transcript of the gene Ube2r2, whose product is annotated as ubiquitin conjugating enzyme E2 R2. The transcript has 5 exons. Gene Ontology annotation, molecular function: ubiquitin conjugating enzyme activity. The record is from RefSeq and is a predicted model, not a curated record. The coding region runs from base 41 to 757 and encodes 238 amino acids. Gene Ontology annotation, biological process: protein polyubiquitination; ubiquitin-dependent protein catabolic process. Lineage: Eukaryota; Metazoa; Chordata; Mammalia; Rodentia; Dipodidae.